CGCUUCCUCACGCUCUCACCAACACGCCUCCAUUCCCUUUCCUCUCCUGCCUAGGGUUCUAGCCCCCUCGCAGCCGCCCUCCGACACCGACCAUGACGGCCGAGACCGCGACGCCGGAGGAGCAGCUCCGCGCCCAGCUCGAGGAGCAGAAGAUCCACGAGGGAGAUGACCCGAUUAUUGAGGAUGACGAUGAUGAGGAAGAUGACGAUGAUGAGGAUGACAAGGAUGAUGAUGAUGCCGAGGGAGUUGAUGCUAGUGGGAGAUCUAAGCAGAGCCGCAGUGAGAAAAAGAGCAGGAAGGCCAUGCUGAAGCUUGGCAUGAAGGCCAUCACUGGUGUAAGCCGUGUAACUGUCAAGAAGAGCAAGAAUAUGCUCUUUGUCAUCUCUAAACCGGAUGUCUUCAAGAGCCCUGCAUCAGACACCUAUGUGAUCUUCGGGGAGGCCAAGAUCGAGGACCUGAGCUCGCAGCUGCAGACACAGGCUGCAGAGCAGUUCAAGGCACCGGACAUGAGCAGCGUCCUGUCAAAGCCAGAGGCCUCCACAGCAGCCCAGGAUGAUGAUGAAGCUGUCGAUGAGACUGGUGUUGAGGAGAAGGACAUUGAGCUGGUGAUGACCCAGGCUACCGUGUCGAGGGCUAGGGCGGUGAAGGCGCUGAAGUCGGCUGAUGGGGACAUAGUUACUGCAAUCAUGGAGCUGACAAAUUAGCCAGUUGUGCGCCUACUUGUGAUAUUAUGACAGUUUUAUCUUGUUUAAUGGAUCUAUGAUCUGAACCGCAUGUCGUCGCGUUGAGCUGUUCUGCAUGUUGUAUGAUUGGAAACAAAUGGAAAUGUCUUCAAGGCUCUUUUUCGUGCA
Molecule: messenger RNA, 851 nt
Organism: Panicum hallii
Lineage: Eukaryota; Viridiplantae; Streptophyta; Magnoliopsida; Poales; Poaceae
Product: nascent polypeptide-associated complex subunit alpha-like protein 1
Exons: 4
Coding region: 93-704 (203 amino acids)
Biological process (GO): protein targeting to membrane
Cellular component (GO): nascent polypeptide-associated complex; cytoplasm
Source: RefSeq, a predicted model, not a curated record